AAGGCCACUCGGUCUUCGAGGCUAGGGGUGGGGGCCGGGGAGGGGGGGCAGGCCUCCGGCGCGCACCGUAAACAAACCGCGGCGCGGCGGGCGGGGGAGCCCCGGCUCCGGGGGCUCGGGGCCCGGGAAUGCGCAGCAGACCGGCCGGACAGACGCCGGGCGGGCCCUCGAGGGGGAGGCCCGGACGCCAUCUCCGCCUGCGAACCCGGGGGGCCCCCCGAUCGCCCAGCACCAUCUCCCUUCCCCACGGGCGUUCGGUUGCAAAGCUCCGGAGCUCUGACAGGGUCACCCGGGCGCCGGGAAAGGCGACGGUGGGCAUCGGGAAGCCCCGGGGUCCCCCCGGCUCGGCCGGCCAGGCUGGCGGUGGAGACCCGCGGCUUUGCAUAAUCAAUCGCGAGCUGGCGGCCACCAGCCUGGCCUCCUCAGAGUGAAAUCAUGAAGGUGGUGAACUUGAAACAAGCCAUUUUGCAAGCUUGGAAGGAGCGAUGGAGCGACUACCAAUGGGCAAUCAACAUGAAGAAAUUCUUUCCCAAAGGAGCCACCUGGGACAUUCUCAACCUGGCAGAAGCACUACUGGAGCAGGCUAUGAUUGGACCUUCCCCCAAUCCUCUUAUCCUUUCUUACCUGAAGUAUGCCAUUAGUUCCCAGAUGGUGUCCUACUCCUCUGUCCUCACAGCUAUCAGUAAGUUUGAUGACUUCUCCCGGGACCUGUGUGUCCAGGCUUUGCUGGAUAUCAUGGACAUGUUUUGUGACCGACUGAGCUGUCAUGGCAAAGCUGAGGAGUGCAUUGGGCUGUGCCGAGCCCUUCUCAGCGCCCUCCACUGGCUUCUGCGCUGCACAGCGGCCUCUGCAGAACGGAUCCAAGAAGGAUUGGAGGCUGGCACCCCAGCCGCUGGGGAGAAGCAGCUUGCCAUGUGCCUGCAGUGCCUGGAGAAGACCCUCAGCAGCACCAAGAACCGGGCCCUGCUGCACAUCGCCAAGCUAGAGGAGGCCUCCUCCUGGACUGCCAUUGAGCAUUCUCUUUUGAAACUUGGGGAGAUCUUGACCAGCCUCAGCAACCCCCAGCUCCGAAGCCAGGCUGAGCAGUGUGGCACGCUCAUUAGGAGCAUCCCCACGAUGCUAUCUGUGCAUUCAGAGAAGCUGCAUAAGACCGGCUUCCCUACUGUCCACGCACUGAUCUUGCUUGAGGGCACCAUGAACCUGACAGGCGAGACACAGCCCCUGGUGGAGCAGCUGAUGAUGGUGAAACGCAUGCAGCAUAUCCCCACCCCACUGUUUGUGCUGGAGAUCUGGAAAGCUUGCUUCGUGGGGCUCAUUGAGUCUCCUGAGGGGACGCAGGAGCUGAAGUGGACGGCUUUCACCUACCUCAAGAUUCCACAGGUUUUGGUGAAGUUAAAGAAAUAUUCUCACGGAGACAAGGACUUCACUGAGGAUGUCAACUGUGCUUUUGAGUUCCUGCUGAAGCUCACCCCUCUGUUGGACAAAGCUGACCAGCGCUGCAACUGUGACUGUACAAACUUCCUUCUCCAAGAGUGUAACAAGCAGGGGCUUCUGUCUGAAGCCAAUUUUGCCAACCUUGUAGCCAAGCGUGCAGCAGACCGGGACCCAGAACUAAAAUCAUCAGAAAAUGCCAACAUCCAGCCCAAUCCUGGGUUGAUCCUCCGGGCAGAGCCCACUGUCACAAACAUCCUCAAGACAAUGGACGCAGACCACUCCAAGUCCCCGGAGGGACUGCUGGGGGUCCUGGGACACAUGCUGUCGGGGAAGAGCCUAGACUUGCUGCUGGCUGCUGCCGCUGCCACUGGGAAGCUGAAAUCCUUCGCCCGGAAGUUCAUCAAUCUGAAUGAGUUCACCACCCAUGGCAGUGGAGAAAGCACCAAAACCGCCUCAGUUCGUGCCUUACUCUUCGACAUCUCCUUCCUCAUGCUGUGCCAUGUGGCCCAGACCUAUGGGUCAGAGGUGAUUUUGUCUGAGUCAAGCACAGGAGCAGAGGUGCCUUUCUUUGAGACCUGGAUGCAGACCUGCAUGCCUGAGGAAGGCAAGAUCCUGAACCCUGACCACCCCUGUUUCCGGCCCGACUCCACUAAAGUAGAGUCCCUGGUCGCCCUGCUCAACAACUCCUCGGAAAUGAAGCUGGUGCAAAUGAAGUGGCAUGAAGCCUGUCUCAGCAUUUCUGCAGCCAUCUUGGAAAUCCUCAAUGCCUGGGAGAAUGGUGUCCUGGCCUUUGAGUCUAUCCAGAAAAUCACCGAUAAUAUCAAGGGAAAGGUAUGCAGUCUGGCGGUGUGCGCCGUGGCUUGGCUUGUGGCCCACGUCCGGAUGCUGGGGCUGGAUGAGCGUGAGAAGUCGCUUCAGAUGAUCCGCCAGCUGGCAGGGCCACUAUACAGUGAGAACACCCUGCAGUUCUACAAGGAGAGGGUGGUGAUCAUGAGCUCCAUUCUGGAGCACAUGUGUGCAGACGUGCUGCAGCAGACAGCCACGCAGAUCAAGUUCCCUUCCGCGGGGGUGGACACGAUGCCCUACUGGAACCUGCUGCCCCCCAAGCGCCCCAUCAAGGAAGUGCUGAUGGACAUCUUUGCCAAGGUGCUGGAGAAGGGCUGGGUGGACAGCCGCUCCAUCCACAUCCUCGACACACUGCUGCACAUGGGGGGUGUCUACUGGUUCUGCAACAAUCUGAUCAAGGAGCUGUUGAAGGAGACGCGGAAGGAGCACACACUGCGGGCGGUGGAGCUGCUGUAUUCCAUCUUCUGUCUGGAUAUGCAGCAGGUGACGCUCGUCCUGCUGGGACACGUCCUUCCUGGCCUGCUCACAGACUCCGCCAAGUGGCACAGCCUCAUGGACCCCCCUGGCACGGCACUGGCUAAGCUUGCCGUGUGGUGUGCCCUGAGUUCUUACUCUUCUCACAAGGGACAGGCGUCCUCCCGCCAAAAGAAGAGGCACCGGGAAGACAUUGAGGAUUACAUCAGCCUCUUCCCCCUGGAAGACACGCAGCCCUCCAAGCUGAUGCGGCUCCUGAGCUCCAAUGAGGAUGAUGCCAACCUUCUGUCAAGUCCUACUGACCGGUCCAUGAACACCUCGCUCUCGGCCUCCCAGCUCCACACAGUCAACAUGAGGGACCCUCUGAACCGAGUGCUGGCCAACCUGUUCCUGCUCAUUUCCUCCAUCCUGGGCUCGCGCACCGCCGGCCCCCACACGCAGUUCGUGCAGUGGUUCAUGGAGGAGUGCGUGGACUGCCUCGAGCAGGGCAGCCAGGGCAGCAUCCUGCAGUUCAUGCCCUUCACCACCGUGUCAGAGCUAGUGAAGGUGUCUGCCAUGUCCAGCCCCAAGGUGGUUCUGGCCAUCACCGACCUCAGCCUGCCCCUGGGCCGCCAGGUGGCUGCCAAGGCCAUCGCCGCGCUCUGAGGAGCUGGGAGCGUGCUGGGGAGGGACUCAGACUCCGUGCCCAGAGAGAACUGUGAGGAGAACGAGCCACCAGCUUCCACCCUUCACGUUCACGGGAUGGCAAGACCCGUUUUCAGCUUGCAGACUGCCCACUCCCGACCUCUGACUUCCCAGGCAUCUCAGUUGGUUUUGUAACUUCCCUUCUCUUCUGCCAGCUCCUGAAGGAGACACGCAGCGGGUCCCAAGUGCUGGCCCACCCCGAGGUGGGAACUUUGUAGAUGCACAGUGUGUAUAGAAGUCUAUUUUUGUAUCACCCAGGGAGGCUGCCUGGGCUCAUUUGUUAAUAAAGAUCCCUGUGGAUGCCGUGA
Messenger RNA from Perognathus longimembris pacificus (Pacific pocket mouse), 3746 nucleotides. It is a transcript of the gene Med24, whose product is annotated as mediator complex subunit 24. The record is from RefSeq and is a predicted model, not a curated record. Gene Ontology annotation, cellular component: mediator complex. NCBI's taxonomy places the organism in Eukaryota, Metazoa, Chordata, Mammalia, Rodentia, Heteromyidae. The coding region runs from base 436 to 3399 and encodes 987 amino acids. Gene Ontology annotation, molecular function: transcription coregulator activity. The transcript has 26 exons.